Molecule: messenger RNA, 6367 nt
Organism: Mytilus californianus (California mussel)
Lineage: Eukaryota; Metazoa; Mollusca; Bivalvia; Mytilida; Mytilidae
Product: protein NEDD1-like
Exons: 13
Coding region: 245-2347 (700 amino acids)
Biological process (GO): microtubule nucleation; mitotic cell cycle
Cellular component (GO): ciliary basal body; spindle pole; centriole
Molecular function (GO): gamma-tubulin binding
Source: RefSeq, a predicted model, not a curated record
GUCAAGAUCAUGGCGGGAUUUUGCAGAUCAACAAAUCAAAACAAAACAGAAAAUUAUGAUUAUUAGGAUUCAGACUCUUUUCUUUGUAUAUGAACAUGGUAUUUUGAUAUCAGAAUAACAAUGUUUUUUAUGUUGCUGUAAGCUUAAAUGUGAUGUUUCGAGCUGGACAAAAAUACACACUGUAAAACGAAUUAUUUCGCAUCUUGUAAAAAGUGUUUGACAUAAAAAUCGUAAUGUAAACAAAAUGAGUGCUUUAAAACUUGCCACAUGUGGAGAUGAUAUAAAAGUUUGGGAUACCAAUAGUUUUUCUAUUGUCAGACAGUUUAAUCCUCAUGACCAGAACAUUAGUUCCAUUGCAUGGAAUGGAAAGAAAUCAACAUGGAACAGUGAUAAUUUGUUAUUAUGCAGUGCAUCUUCCAAAAGUGAUAAAAUCUGUUUUACUGCAGUAAAAGAUACAGCUGUGACAGUUACAGAAUUUGAUUCUUCUGCAGGCAGUUUAUGUGUAGAUUUUAACUCCACAUCAUCUUACCUAUUAGUGGGUGGAACAGACAACUGUAUCAAUGUAUGGGAUCUGAAGUCACGCAAAAUUAAAAAACAGUAUAAGGACCAUAAAGGACCAGUGACUUGUGCCCAGUUCAACUGCAAUGAUACAUACAUUGCAUCUGGUUCUGAAACAGGGGAGAUAAUCUUGUUUAAUGUGGUGACAGGUCAAGGUUGUAGUCCAAUGGUUGCACCAAAGUGUCAGACUGUUAGGCAGAUACAGUACAGUAAAUUUAGAAAGUCACUGCUGGGGUCUGUGUCUGAUGAUGGUGCUGUUAACCUUUGGGAUAUCAACACACGUAGACUGCUCCAUAGCUUUACAAAUUCUCACAUUGCACCUGCCACUGGUUUGAACUUUUCACCCAUCAAUGAUAUAUUGCUGAUGUCCGUAGGACUUGAUAAAAGAAUUGUAUGCUAUGAUACCCAAGGAAAAAAGCCAGUUAAAACAAUGACAGCAGAGAAUCCUUUAACUUCUAUAGAUGUAAUGUCAGAUGGAGCCACUGUGGCUGUUGGAUCAACAAGGGGGAUAAUUUAUAUUUAUGAUCUGAGACAUGGGAAUGCACCAAUGAAAAUUAUCAAUGCGCACAAAUCAUCUGUACAGAAUGUUAAAUUUCAACAUGGUCUAAUUCACGAACCUUCAGGUGCCAAGUCAGCAUCAUCUUCAGCAAUAUCUCCAAACAGAAGACAACUGCCAUCAGCUCCUUCAGGGAAAACUGGACAUAAUAAAGAUUUCUCAGAGCAUAAUAACAUAAACAAUCAUUCUGAUGGAGCAGCAGAAGAAGAUGUUUUCUCUCCUGUUAGAAAUGAAUUUGGAAAUAAUUCUGCAGAUUUCAGAACAGAUACCGUGAGAAGUGACUCAAUGUUUAACACACAUUCCUAUCACAGUAAUGACAGUUCAGGUGGUGUGUUUUCACCAUUAGCUGAUGGAGAUAGUAUAAGUAGAAGAUAUGGUGACAAAAUAAAAAUCUCGCCACUUGUUACAAAUUCCUCUCCUGCAGUGACCAGACGUGGUGAGAACAUGUCUUCCAAUGUUUAUCCUCAAUUCAAUGGUGAAAGCCAUAAUGAUGUAGCAGUGAGACAGAAUUUAAAAUAUAAUGAUUCCUACCAUAGAGGAGAAAGUGAUGGACAGCCUUUCUCAAAGGCUAGAAAUACAUCAGAUAGGCCAGAAUUUGAUAGAGUACAACAUUCAACUGACUCCCGGAAUUCUAACUUCUCUAAUAAUAUGUCAAAUCACAAAAUUCAUCCAGCUGGCACUUCUUAUAGCGAAAUUACUCAGCAAUCACCUCAGCCUACAGGACAUAGUCCUAACCAGUCCCCUAGUCUUAGACCGCAAUCAAUUCAUAGAACUGAAUCCACUUAUUCACAAGGCUUCACAGCAGAUUCUUCAGGGAGUGUUUCUCAGAGUUUUUCUGCAUCUAAGAAGCUAGAUGACUCUCCCAGUGGAAGUGCAGGAGGUCAAGGCCAUUCUCCAAUAAGAACUUCUGGAACACCAGAAGGUGCUCAUGCUGUGUCUUUAACUUCUAAUGGUGCUAUUAGACGUUCUCAGGAAAUCAGUGCUUCUGAUGGACCUUUGCCACAAAACUUUCAAACUCAAUUUAUACGCAAUAUGAUAGAAGAUUCGAUGGAGGAAUUUAAAGAACAAAUUCAUAACCAAUACUUGAAUCUGCAUCUCGAAAUGAUCAGACAGUUUCAGAUACAACAGAAUGAAAUGACACAGUUGAUGCAACAGUACUCAGUGAAUCAUGAACUGAUCAGAGAAAUAGAACGAUUAAAAGAAGAAAACCAAAGAUUAAAAAAGAACUUUUGAGAAAUAGAGAUUUUGCUUUAUGAACAUUCUUAUAUGAGGGAAAUGUGAAAUUUACCAGGCCUGCUUAUGAUUUGAUUUAUAUUGUAAUGAUUAUCCCAAGCUGCCAAUAGUUUUCUGAAAAGUUGUAGAUACAAAAUGGCUUAUAGUACAUUAUGUAAAUUAAACACUGCCAAGGAAGUCAGUUAGAAGGGCUUUAAAUGAAAAAUAAAAUAUACAUUAUAUGCUCAGUUAGAAAAAUUACUUUUAGUGAAUAAUUUUUACAGCGAAUGCUGGGUAUUGCAUAGUUUACUUGGAAAUUAAGUCAAUUAAGCAAUUUAACACCAUGCUUCACAGUGAAUCGCUCAACACCAACAUGGAAGAUUUUUAAAUGACUUAACCUGUAUGCACUGUAAAACUGCUUUUUAAGUCCAUUUCUUUCUAAGAACACUGUUAUUGGUAUUGUUUAAAAAAUUGUACAAAAUUGAGAUAUUAUUUAGAAAUUAUUUUGUGUUAUAUAAAAAUAUGGCCUUAUUGGAUCUCCAUAAAAUGGUUUAACUGAUCUUAUAAAAUAUGUUACAAAUUUUUGUUGAUCCUUUGAUCAAAUAGCCCAGGUUUCUCAAAAAUGAGUUUGAAAUCUUGGUUACUUAGAAUGAAUUAUAUAUAUAUAUAUAUAUAUAUAUAUAUUAAGUAACUUGUAUUGAAGUAACAGACUUCUCAUUACAUAUGCACUAUGAUAUUAAGUAGGAAUCACAUUUAUUGUUUUACAUUUCAGCAUUUAGUGUUUUGCAUCCAAGUUUAAUACUAUAUGUCAUGUAUUGAUUUUUAUGCCCCAGCCGUAGCGGAGGGGGCAUUAAGUUUUACCCUUGUCUGUCUGUACGUACGUCCCGAAAUUGGUUUCCGUUCUCUAACUUAAGUUUGCCUCAACCAAAUGUUAUGAAGCUUAUACACAAUGCUCAUUACCACAAAAAACAGAUCAAGUUUGAAUUUUGGUGGCGUCACUUUAACAGAUCUAGAGUUAUGCCCCUUUAUAAAAGGAAAUAUUGCAAAAAUUUUAGUUUCCGUUCUCUAACUUAAGUUUGCCUCAACCAAAUGUUAUGAAACUUAUACACAAUGCUUAUUACCACAAAACACAGAUCUAGUUUGAAUUUUGUGGUGUCACUUUAACCAAUCUAGAGUUAUGCCCCUUUAUAAAAGGAAAAAUUGCAAAAUUUUUAGUUUCCGUUCUCUAACUUAAGAUUGCCUCAACCAAAUGUUAUGAAACUGAUACACAAUGCUUAUUACCACAAAACACAGAUCAAGUUUGAAUUUUGGUGGCAUCACUUUAACUGUUCUAGAGUUAUGUCUCUUUAUAAAUAGAAAAAUUGCAAAAUAUUUAUUUUCUUCUAAAUAUCAAGUUUAUAAUAUAUUUUAAAAUUGGAGUUAUCUUCCUUUGACCAUGAUUAUAGUUGAAUCAACUACAAACAAUGCUUUACACAAUGCAAUGUUUAAUUUUGACUUCCACUGAUAAAACACAGAUCAAGUUGAAUUUGGGUAGUGUCACUUUAACCAUUAUUGAGUUAUGCCCCUUUAUAAAUCGAAAGAUUGCAAAAUUUUUAGUUUCCAUUCUGUAACUGAAGUUAUCCCCAGCCAAACAUUAUGAAACCUAUACACAAUAUUCAUUACCACAAAACUCAGUAAAGAUCAAGUACAAUUUUUUUGUUUCCGUUCUCUAACUUGAGUUUGCCUCAACCAAAUGUUAUGAAACUUAUACACAAUGCUUAUUACUACAUAAUACAGAUGAAGUACGAAAUUAAGUGGCAACACUUUUACCAUUCUUGAGUUAUGUCCCUUUAUAAACAUAAAAUUGCUGAAUUUUUUAGUUUGUAUCAACUAAAUGUUGUAAAACUUAUACACAACCGUUCUAGAGUUAUGCAUGUUUACAAAUAGAAAAAUUGCUGAAUUUUUAGUUUCUGUUCUCUACUUAAGUUAGCCUCAACCAAAUGUUAUGAGACUUACACACAAUGCUUAUUACCACAAAACUCAGAUCAAGUUCAAAUUUGGGUAGCGUCACUUUUACCGUUCUUCAGUUAUGUCCCUUUAUAACUAUAUGAUAUGCAAGCGGAGGCAUCAUCUGUGUCCACAUGUGGACACUAUCCACAUUUAUUUUUUGUUGCUCUAACUUUAAUUUUGCAGAUAUUUAAAUUUCAUUAAACAUCAAUGAAUAAGAUGGUGAUCCUUAUAAACCUCUCACUGUAGAAAGACUGAAAAAGAAAAUUAAUUCAAGUAAUCUUUGGUAAUUCUUGAUUAACAAAAGACCAUCCCCUAGAUGUGAUUUUGAAAAAAUAGUAUUGUCCAUAAUAAUGAUAUAUGGUUAAGUGGAAUAGCUGUAUCAAGAAUAUAAAUAACAUUGUAUUUUAACAUUGAAAAUUGAAAUUUUAGGGGUUAUUUCCCUUCCUUUUCUAGUUGAAAAGAAUCCUUGGCAACAAGAAGUGCAUGCAUUUUCUUACUCAUAUUAUUUGAGGAUUUAUAAUAUUGCUGAACACUUUGUACUUAAAAAUGCAUAGUAUACACUUAUUUACUAGUUAGGAGGACAAUAGCAAGUUUAUUGUCCCCUAGGCACCAACUAUUUCACUAUGCGAAGUGAAGGGAAAUAGUUGCUGUCGAGGGGGACAAUAAACAAUAAACUUGCUAUUGUCCGAAAAGCCAGUAAAUAAGUGUUUUAUUAUAUAGAAAAAAACUAGUAUAUAUUUCGAGGUAAUGUAUAGGUUAAAGCAAUAGUUUCCGAUUUGCUGAUAUUUAGUUCAUGUUUUUUUUUAUUUUUUUGUGAUUUGAUAACAUGACAUGUACCACCAAUGGACUGUGCUGUAGAUAUUGUCUUUUUACUGUUACUCUUACAACUGUUCCAGAAUGAAAUAUUUUAGUUAACCCAUCACUUUUAGUUUGAAGCGCAUGACGUAAAAAUUAUGCAAAGGUAUAUUCUGUAUUGAUGUCAUAAUAAUUUGACUGUGCAAAUAGCAUAGGUGCAGUAUAAACAACCAUUUGAAAGGUUUGGGAGACAGUCAAUUCUAACAAUACUGAAAGUUCGGGAAAGCAGGUUAAUAGUCUUUUCCAGACAGUUUCGUAAAAAUAGUUAAUUUAUUCGCAUAUAAUUUUAUAAAUUAAAAAAUAAAUACUUAGGUAUAAUAAUUAAUACCAUUAGCCAUCUAAAUCUUCAACAUAGUCAUGGUUGAUUUUUGUAACUUCAUCUGAAAAAGUGAAUAUAUCUUAAUGAAAUUUUUAAGGGAUUAUUUAGAAUAAGCCCUGUGUACCUCUUUUGUAUUUUCUGUUCUAAAUUCAAAUAAUGAUUUUCUAGAUUUCCUAUGCAAAACAGCAAGCUUUGCCAUUUGUUUUUGGUAUAGGCAUCUAUUUUUCUCAACUAUUGAACAAGAUGAUGUAUUCCUCUAAAUGUUUCAGAGAUUUUUAAGAUUUAAAGCUAGUGAAGGUUUUUCAUUUUCUAAAACUAUAGCUAAUGGCUUAAAAUUGAAAAGAAAAUUAUUCGUAGCUUUACUUUUAAAGCAAGAAUCGGUAACAUAUAAGGUAAAUUGUGUUUGGAAUAUUCCAUAGAUAAUAUAUCAGCUAAAAGUUUUUAUUAUUAUUAUUUUUAAUUAUAACUUUUCUUCUUUUAUUUUAUAAAUAAACAAGAGAAUUAAGAUUAUUAGCUUUGUUUCUGUUGUGACAUUUAAGGGCUAUUCCAUAAAAAAACAUAAACAGGACCGAGUUGCAGGCACUUUUAGCUCUCCACUUUGUAUGGGAGUUCAUGACUUUUUUGUACAAUGGAAUGUAAGAGAGAUUCCAAAAUUGCAUUGCUCAUUGAAUUGUGCUUUUAAGGUACAGUGCAUGGCCAUAAGUAUUUGUCACAUCAAUAUUUAAGUUAAACACUAGUAUAUAAUAAAAUAGGUUAAAGCAAUAGUUUCUUAUUUGCUGAUGUUCAGUUUAUGUUUUUUUUUUAAUUGUGAUUUGAUCACAUGACAUGUACCACCAAUUUCUAAUUGUUAACUAGAUCAAUAAACUGUUACAUUAUUA